GUGCAUCUAUUUGUGUAAAUGGAAGUGCAAAAUGAAAAAUUAAAAAAAAAAAAAUCUGUAUCACUUUGCAGAAAGGUGAAUCGAAAUGUCAUUUUUAAAGUAUUAAUUUCAAAGACAGUAAUAAAGUGUGUAAUGUUUUAUUUACAUUGAAGCUAUAUCAAUUAUAAUAAUAAUUCGGUGUAUUCUCUUAUCGCAGUAAAUAAAUGGUGUUCUUCAACAGUUUUGUUUAUCGGAAGUGCCUGGUGGUUCAUUCGAAAUAAUGGCAAAAUUUUCUAAAUGCUCAAUAACACACGAUGGAUGAAUUAUUUGAACAAAUAUUUCGUCACAAUUUCAAUGCGGAAUGAGCCAAUACAACUGUAGAAAAGAUGUGUUUUUUGUGUAUUAUUAAAUUCAUCUUUAGUGUUUAUACUUUGCAAUUUAUAUUGUGUACAAAAACACUGUUCACAGACUCUGAACUAGUGAUAAAUGUUCAAAAUCAGGGAGGAGAAGUAAUCCAGGAGACAAUAACAUCAAACUUGUUGGAUGAUUAUAUCAUAUUGGAGUUCCAGCGCACUGAUGGCACGCUAGUAACACAACUGAUAGAUUUUCGAAAUGAAGUUCAAGUUUUGAAAGCGCUUGUGCUCGGUGAAGAGGAGCGGGGCCAAAGUCAAUAUCAAGUUAUGUGUUUUGUAUCAAGACUGUCAAAAGGUGAUUUUAUUUCAACCGAUGCGAUAUCUAAACUCCGACAGAAAAAUCCCAGUACAAUACGACAGCCAGAAGAGGAUCGGGGCCGAGAAAAUUUCACGAUGACAGCUUGGAUAAAUUUACCGCAUGCAGCACCAAUCAGUCAACACAUUGCUGGACUAUGUUCGGAAGCAGCAGAUUCAACAUACAUCAGUGAUGAUGACAUAAAAUUUUUAUCAUCCAAACCAGGUUCAUCAAUAUCGAGAUUGGAAUCGGCGAUUUAUCCAUUUCCAUCAACGCAAACAGCUUCUUGUAAUAAUGUGUCUGGCCUAUGGACGCCAUGCAAUUGCUUGCUUGAGAUCAUGAUCCCAUGGUAUCCUUGCGCAUUGAAAUUCUGUAAGGGUAAAAUUGAUACACCGCCAGGAAACAAUGCCAGCUAUCGAUGUGGUAUUAAAACGUGCCGAAAAUGUUAUCAAUUAAUGUACUUUGUGAAACAAAAACAACAGUGUUUGUGGUACGAUUGACCUUUAUCGUUUAUUUAAGAAUAUCAAAAUCUAAUGAGUUCAAACAAAUUGAAAGUCAUCAUCACAGCUACAAAUAGAUUAAGAAACUGAACAAAUGACAUCUACAUAUUUUGAUCCCACGCGACAUUUUUGCUAUUAUCAAUUGCUUUUCUUUGUGCAAACUAUAUCUAUUGAUGAGAUGGUUGAAAAACUAGUCUGCCAAUUAAUUUUAUGAUUGAAUAAUGCGCUUUUUAUCGAACAAACCAUUUUAUUUAGAUUGAAAGAACAUAAAAUAUAGACUGUUAGUCUAUAAAGUAAAGAGUUAGGAGUAAAAUCAAUGUUUAAACAAAUAUAUGUCAGCACAAAGAAAGAACAACUUUAUUCCAAGACAUCAGAGGCUCUUGAUACAUAGAGAAAUGAUUAAAAUGUAUAAUAAAAGAGCAUAUUAAAAGACCAAAUGUUGUAGUUGCAAAAAAAAUCUACGAUUUACAAUUUAAGAUCAGUAUAUGCAAGAGCACCUUUCUCGUUGAGGGCCAAUACCAAAAAUUAACACGAAAUGACCGAGAAGUCAUUUAAAGUGGUCGUGAUUUCAUUCGGAGUUGAUACAGUAAAAUUCUUUUACAACUUCAAUGUGUGGUUUGCGUAAAACUUGGGCAUAUCGAUCAUAUGAGUUAUGUGCCACAAGAAAUGAAUCGUGGUUACUGUGUUGGAUCGAUGAUCAUGUGAAGUCUGAAAAUUGUUUAAUACGACUCUAUUGAAUGGUAAUUCACCAAACUACUGAACAAAAAGAAAAGUAUAUUUAACUAAUCAUGAACAAACUAAUAACGAACAAAUGAAAUGUAUUUACUCAAAUGUGGCCUUAACUUAUUCCGAUGAGGAUAACUACUGUAAAUUAAAUAUAAACCGAAUCAUUAUGUAACAUAUAACUGUACAUGCAAAUAUGAACAUAAUAGCUUUAAGAUGGAAAU
Messenger RNA from Contarinia nasturtii (swede midge), 2134 nucleotides. It is a transcript of the gene oaf, whose product is annotated as out at first protein. The transcript has 7 exons. The record is from RefSeq and is a predicted model, not a curated record. Bases 366 to 1187 code for a protein of 273 amino acids. Lineage: Eukaryota; Metazoa; Arthropoda; Insecta; Diptera; Cecidomyiidae.